This is a messenger RNA of Rotaria sp. Silwood2, 3024 nucleotides long. NCBI's taxonomy places the organism in Eukaryota, Metazoa, Rotifera, Eurotatoria, Philodinida, Philodinidae. The record is from the annotation of a GenBank genome assembly.
AUGGUCGACGACAUACGAUAUUGGCAUGCAACCGAUGGACAAAUAACUGUAUCGACAGAACGUUUUAAGCAUGGCACAUCGAGUUUAAAAUGGGAAUGGUCAUCAUCAUCAGUAUUGACUUAUACCAAUCCUGAAGCUUUUCGUUCGAUAAAAUGGGGUAAUAAUGUAUGUUUUGGUUUUUGGCUUUUCAAUAGUCAACAAUCAAAGGUCGACGAAAAUGAUUCUCAACAGCCACUCUUUGUAGAAUUUUUAACUGCAACAUCGAGUGAACCGAUUGCACAUCUUUGGUAUCAUAUGAAUUUCCAUGGAUGGCGUCCAUUAGGUUUACGUUAUGCUCUUAUAUCUAAAUUUAAAAAUAAUUUAAAUCAAAUACAUGGCAUUCGUUUUUAUCCACCAUCAAAUACUGAUCAUGGUGUUUAUUAUAUAAAUGGUAUCACAUUCGAUUAUAAACAUGCAAUUGGACCGCAAGAUGAUUAUCAACAACCAUGGGCAACAGCUGAAAAUAUAAAACGAUUAAAUGAUGAACCAUCCAAAUGGAUAUUUAAUACAAGUAAUUUCUUUUAUAAUCGACCAUGGUUAGAAGAAGAACAACAAGGACAUCCAUCUGAUGAAGAUGUUAAUACAUUAAAAAAGCGAUGGCUUGAAACUUUACCAUAUGGAACAUGGUCACCAAGUACAAAACCAGAACCAUUUAGUAAAUUGCAAAAAUUAGCUGAAACAUAUGGAAUUAAACCGGAUAUGAUUUCAAAUGUACCAUUAGGUAAAGGUGGAUUUUAUUCACCAACAAAUGCAUUAGAUAUUCAACCAUUCCUAUUGGGUCCAUUAAAAAGAACUGCAACAACAUAUCAAUGUCAUCGACAUAAGCAUACUUUUGAAAGUGAAGAAGGUCAAAAUGUAUGGACAUUAUUACUUCAACUAUGUGAUUAUUUAUUGGAACAAGGAUGGGCUGAAGGAAAUGGAAAUGUUGAAGGAAAUUUAGAUAUUGGGUAUGAAAUACGAAAUUUUCCAAUGUGUCUUACAUAUAUUCGUAAUGAAUUAGAUGGAGUUGACCGUUUACAAUCAAUGCUUACAUCAGCUAUAUGGAUUAUGUAUGGACAUUUACUUACAGAAAAACAAACAUCGACAAUGAAUACAGAUAUUAUUCAUAAUUAUCUUACAAAUGUUUCUCGUCUGAUUGUUUGUUUGUCAGAUCAAAAUGAAAUUAUUCGACGUAUUAUUGCAAUGCGAUAUACUUUGAAUUAUUGUUUUGAAAAUCGUACACAUGAACCACUUGCUUUAGAUGGAACUGUACAUCAUCAUUGGAUGUGUCAUUAUGAAUAUGCUGCUUAUGCAUUACCUGAUAUAGUGAAAUUUGCAUCAUCUAUGAAUGAUACUGAAUUUCGUUUUUCGGAUAAUAUUCGUCGUAUUCUUCGACGUUGUAUUUACACUCUAGAUUUUUGUCUUAUUGAAAAUGAAAAAAUACCACCAAAUCUCAAUGCUCGAGCUGGAGAUUUUGUUACAUGUAAUGGUCUUAAUUUAACUAAAACAUGCGUGUGUAUUUGUAAUCAAGAUCAAGCUUAUGAUCCAUUUUUUGCUGGAUUGCUUGUUACUAUGUGUUCAAAGGAUGAUAAGAAUGUUAUAGCAUAUCUUAAUGAUGGUAUCGAACCAGUUCCACUCGAAGGUCAUUUAACUCUCAAUUCAACAGCUGCUUGUGUUCAUCGACGUCCAAAUUUUUAUGCUAGUAUUGUUGGUAUGGGUAAAAAUCGACGUGGUCUUGAAAUAUAUGAUUCAAAUAAUUAUGGUGAAUAUGUUCGUAAUUGUUCUAUAUUUAUUGUACCAGCUGAUGAACAAGGUGUAAUCGAAUAUUCUAAUGCUGGUGUUGCUUAUCCAGGUUGGCAAUGGUCACAUUGGCCUGGUACAACAUGUUUACUUAAACCACGUUCAGAAUUAUUUGAAGGUUAUUGUAAUUUAACAGCAAAAAAUUGGUUAGCUGGUGGUACAUCAAUAUCAGGUCAAGAUGGAAUGUUUAGUAAUGAUUUCUUUGUUUGGGAUGUUGCUUUUCGUCGUUCCAUUUAUUGUUUUGAUAAUCGUAUUACAGUUUUAACAUCAAACAUAAAAUUAUUACAACAAGCAAAACGACCUGUUAUAACAACAUUAUUUCAAUCAAAUUUUUCCAAUUUAGAAAACUUUGAACAAACGGCCUUUAUAUUAAAUAAUGAAGAAAAAAUAAGUGACUUUCCAUAUGAAAAAAUCUUUGAAAUUAAUGGUUUAGAUUCCAUAACUGAUCAUCGAAAUAUAACAUAUUAUUUACAUCCAAAUGAAAAUUCUAAUCAAUCAUAUCGUAUUACAUUAAAACGUUCUGAACAAGAAAUGAUUUAUUGUAAUCAAUAUUUUUUAAUUGAUCCAAAACAAAAUCCAAUAAUUGAUAUAAAAACAAAACGUUUUCGCGAACCAAAAUAUGAAGAUAAUGAAAAAUAUUUUAAAACUACAAAAGAUAAAUUCGGUCUUGGAUAUAUUGAACAUUUACAUGUUGAUGAUGGUACAGCUUCAUUUGUUUAUACAAUUCUUAUUGGACAUGAACAUUUAAAUGAAUGGGUUGAAGAAUUUUCACAUACAUCAAAAGAUCCUUGGUCGUCGUCUGACUUAAGUGAUUUGCCACCUUCACUUAUUUUAUCAAAAAGUGAUGAUACACAUAUUUUUUAUGAUCGAGCUACUGAUACAACAUGUUAUACAUGUUAUUCAAAAGAUCGUUUGGAAGUUAAUACUGGUCUUGUUCGUUCAUUUGGACAACCAUGUAUGUCAAUGGUACGUGGUCGUGGACCAGGUGCAAUUACAGUUAGCAUAGCAACAACUGAUUUUCCGCUCAAUACACCAAUGUGGAUGGUGCUCAAAGGCAAAUGGGUUGAUGCUGAAUUAAUGUGUGAUGAUGAAAAUGGUUCUGUUCAUGUAAGAACAGAAUUGAUCGAUGAUGAUGAUACAAAGGUUACUGUUUGGCAACGAAUCUAUAUGCCUGUUGAAUUUCAUAUUACUCAAUCAUAUGAUUAG